Messenger RNA from Ylistrum balloti, 1287 nucleotides. RefSeq names its product methionine--tRNA ligase-like. Gene Ontology annotation, biological process: methionyl-tRNA aminoacylation. The record is from RefSeq and is a predicted model, not a curated record. Gene Ontology annotation, molecular function: ATP binding; methionine-tRNA ligase activity. The transcript has a single exon. Bases 1 to 1287 code for a protein of 428 amino acids. Gene Ontology annotation, cellular component: aminoacyl-tRNA synthetase multienzyme complex; cytosol. NCBI's taxonomy places the organism in Eukaryota, Metazoa, Mollusca, Bivalvia, Pectinida, Pectinidae.
AUGAAGAAAAAACGUCUCGUCACAUCGGCGCUACCUUAUGUUAAUAAUGUUCCACACCUUGGUAAUCUUAUUCAAGUGUUAUCUGCGGAUGCCUACGCUCGUUAUUCGAGAAGCAAGGGGCAUGAGACGCUCUAUAUUUGUGGCACAGAUGAAUACGGCACAGCCACAGAAACAAAAGCAUUAGAGCAGGGAAUAAGCCCUCAAGAACUAUGUUCAAAGUACUAUAACAUCCAUAAGGAGAUAUAUAAGUGGUUUGAAAUUGGUUUUGACAGGUUUGGAAGGACUUCCACUCCCCAGCAAACACAGAUAGUGCAGAGCAUUUUUUGGAAUUUGCAUACAAAUGGAUAUAUAGAAACAAAAACAGUAGAGCAGUUUUAUUCUGAAAAAAGCAAGAUGUUUCUUGCAGAUCGUUACAUUAUGGGGACCUGCCCUAAGUGUGGAUAUCAGCAAGCUCGCGGAGAUCAAUGUGAAGAUUGCGGGUCGCUACUUGACCCCACUCAACUUAUAAACCCCCUGAGUAAAAUUGAUAAUACAAGCCCCGUAUUAAGAAGUAGCACACAUCUGUAUAUUAAUCUCCCUAAGAUACGUCCUAUGCUUGAGAAAUGGCUCAAUACGAAAAAGCAUACUUGGUCGCAUAAUGCUAUAAAAAUGACCGAAGCUUGGAUGAGAGAUGGUCUAAAAUCGAGAGCAAUUACUAGAGAUCUUAAAUGGGGCAUUCCCGUGCCCCUGGAGGGGUUUACCGACAAGGUAUUCUAUGUAUGGUUUGAUGCACCUAUUGGGUAUAUAUCUAUCAGUGCCUGCCAUAGCGAUGCAUGGAGAGAGUGGUGGAACAAGCCAGAGGAAGUUGAGCUUGUGCAGUUUAUUGGUAAAGACAAUAUUCCUUUUCAUACGGUUAUCUUUCCUGCUUCACUUUUAGGGAGCGGUGAAACGUGGACCUUGCUUCAUAGCAUAUCCUCCACAGAAUAUCUAAACUACGAAGGGGGCGCCUUCUCUAAGAGCAUGGGGAGGGGCGUUUUUGGUAAUGAUGUAGUGGAAAUUGGUCUAGAUGUAGACAUAUGGCGUUUUUAUCUCUUUUUUAAUAGACCCGAGAAUUCGGAUUUUACUUUUACUUGGCGAGAUUUCCAAGAAACAAUCAACUCAGAGCUAAUAAAUAAUUUUGCAAAUUUUGCUCAUAAAUUCUUGCGUUCCACCAUAAGUAUAUUGGAGAGGAACUUGUGCAGGAGGAUAUAUUUCCCACUGAAAGUGAGAAAAUAUGGGCAGAUAUACAAAAAAAAGAAGCAGAGAUAG